AUGCCCACGACGUGCGGCUUUCCAAACUGCAAGUUUCGAUCGAGAUAUCGUGGUCAGGAGGACAAUCGCCACUUCUACCGUAUUCCAAAACGGCCGCAGGUGUUACGGCAACGGUGGCUUUCGGCCAUCGGCCGUACUGAAGAGACUGUUGUCUCGCAGGUAUUUUGAGAGUUCACGUUAUAGUUUUUGGUUUAAUUGUACAAUCGUCUUCUUCAAUACUCUUUUUUUCUGCUAUUUCUGAAAGAACAUAACUCAAAAAGCGUAAAUCUACGUGAUUAGAAAUCAGGUUGAAGUAUCAAAAUUACGGUAAAAGCUACAGGCUCUUUCUAGUAAUGUUAGCAUUUUUCGAGAAUGCUACUUGAUUUUUCGCUGGUUUAUAAAUUGAAAAACUAAUCAUUUUUUGACCGAAUUCGAGUUCAAUUUUCAAAAUUUGCUUCAUUUAAAGCUAGAAAUAAGUUUUUUUAUUCACAAUUUUAAAAAAUUAUCACCAAAAACACUUUCGAAAAACUUCCAAGUAUCCUAUACCGCUCAUAGAGUAGACUGUAAGUUUAUUAAAUGAGCUUUACUCUUUUUGAACCAGUAAUGAAAGAGACGAUUGUACAAGAAACCAGCUUUUGAUCCGCUUUGAAGUUCAAACUUGUUAUGAAAAUUUCACUCGGAAGCAAAACCUCUAGUGAUAUGCUUCCUAGUGAAAUAACAAAAACCGCAAGUUUAUCAGUUUUAUCUCGUGUAAUCCGCUAAAAAUGGGCAAAAAUCCAGCGGAUCACCUCCGCUUCUAUCACUUCCGUUUGUGGUGUCAAUGCUUGGAAGUCAUUUACUGGGUUGCUUUGUCACUGCUUCCGCUUUUCAAUAAUAUGCCGAUGGGCUUUUCGCAUCUGCACGCGGCUCCUUUUUGCGGAAAUUACCUUUGCGCCGUUUUACUCUCUCGACCAACACCGCGUUUCGCAUAGGAAAAUGAAAUUGAGUUGAUGAAAUGGGACCAAGAAGGAGUUGGGGUAAUAUUUAAAAUCAAAAAUUAUGACUUUUUCAGCUACGCAUCUGUUCGGCUCACUUCGAAGGUGGCGAGAAGAAAGAAGGUGACAUUCCAGUGCCUGAUCCCACGGUACGACAUUUAUCUUUCAAAAGAAAACGAAGUUAUAUAUAAAUUUUUUUCGUAAGAAAAAAGGUAAUCCUCAAUUGAGAAAGCAAAAAGCCCAAAUUUCAUUCUCUUUUCACUCCCGGGAAAAAAAAAAUGUGACGGCCGUUGAUUUCCUCUCAUAAGGUUUCUUCCUAAAUCUUGAAUCCGACUAGCACCUUUUUAGCGGAUUACAAAGAUUAUGUUUCGGUUUAUUUUAAGAGCGAUGUAGUUUUUUUUGAUUCCUGAAAGUUACAGUAAGUUCAUUAUUUUCAGGUGGACAAGCAACUGAACAUUGAACUUCCGCCAAAAGAGAACAAAAGCGCAGAUCGCCGUCGUAAGCAAACGGCUCCUGCUCGGUUUUCCAACCAAGACUCUUCAGAAGGUUUAUCAGUGUUGCUCAUGUUUGAAAUUAUAACUUUUUUUUUUCACAAAGUGAACGUUUUUAGCCUCCGGUUGAACUUGGUAUUGAAAAUUAGCUGGAACGAACUUGAAGACUUCCUAAAUAUGGAGCAAGGAGAAAAAUCUCUCAAUAGUCUUUUUUUUUUUUGCCUUUAAUAAUUGCAAAUUUUACAAGUACUGAAAGAAAAACGGCUCAUUAAGGGGCCUAAGGCUUCAUAAAUCCUGAAAAAAGACAUAUUGCAAGAUAUUUAUUUCUUUUUCUGGAAUCAGAAGAUCUUAAAGUGCAUUCCAGCCAAGAUUUCUCAAAAGUUCAAUUGCGGGCCAGAAAAUGUCCCUUCCGAAAAUCUCAAAUAACUAAACCUAAUUUUGAGAAACUUUUUGACUUGUCUAACAGCCUUUAUGUACUAUCUCAGUAGAACUGUAUGAUCUCAUGGAGCCAAAAGAUCCUUUUUUGAAUUUUGAAUUUGGAUUUUCUGGAAUAGCUUUGAACUCACUUGGAGAAUUAUCAUAAGUUUUCACUGAUCCCGGUUUUAUUCCAGGUAGCCCGUCGUACUUGAAAAAAAGUAGAACUAUCCGCGAUCUCUACCCCCCUCCAUUCGGUCAGUUUCAUGUCAAAAUUUAA
Molecule: messenger RNA, 2138 nt
Organism: Caenorhabditis auriculariae
Lineage: Eukaryota; Metazoa; Nematoda; Chromadorea; Rhabditida; Rhabditidae
Source: the annotation of a GenBank genome assembly